UCCAAAGAAAUUCCUUUUUUUUUUGUUUAUUGCAGAUACUAUCAAUUGUGUAACAGUAAUGAAACUACACCUAUAAAUGUGCAACAACAGUUUUAGAAAAAUAAACGCGAAUCGAGAUUAACAAGGUCAAAAAGUACAUUCAUUUUAAUAAUGCGUACUUUGUUAAAUGGAUAUAAAUACAGCUAUUAUUUAAUUCAAGUCUUACUUGUAGCCUUGAAGAAGGCAAAUUAUCAACUUAUUUGAAUGAGGAUAAAUCUUACCUUGUCCGGUUUUGAUCUUUUAUUUAGCCUGCUACUUGAAAUUUACCCCCAGAACGCGAAUUACUUUCUUCUCUAAAGCAUCUUUUCAAUUGAACGAUCUCGUUCGUAAAUUGGAAUUGGAUACGCUUCAAUCACUAAACUAUGUUCUUUUACUUUGAACCUAAUUAAAGAUCAAACCACUCAUGGAGCUUGUAAGGAAAACAUUCCCGGUCUAUGUUCUAUUGAUGUUGAAUGGGCCUCUUGUGAUUCUCGAAUGUUUGAGCAACCCUAUCCUGGAUGUGACCUACAACGAUCUCGAAACUAUAAAUGCAACAUGUAACAGUUAUUCUUGUGUAUUACCUUAUACAUAUGAAGAAUUUGGCCAGUACAGCUGCAACUGUGAUGAUAAAUCUUGCAGUCUUCAAGGAAAUUGCUGUGUAGACUCACCAUACAAGAAUAAAUAUCCUAAGCAAUUAAAGCGCGUCGACUGUAGAACAUAUAAUGAUGGAUAUAUAUACCAUGUCCCCAUGGUAUACGAUUGUGACCCAGAUUUAGAAAGUGAUAAAACCACCACGGAACUGUGCAAAAGCAAUGGUGAAUUAUUAAACGAUCCCUUUUUGAAUAUACCCGUUACUGAUCCUGUAACAGGUAUUUCGUAUAAGAACUACUACUGCUAUGCUUGCAAUGAAAACUAUGGUGAUGAAGAGCCAGUGUUAUGGAACUUGAUUAUAGAAAGUUACUAUAGAAGAGUCGUAACAAACACGUUACCAGAUCUUUAUUUUGAUAAAGUCAGAUGGUUAUGGAUCAUGGACCACAACAAAUCAAAUGCAACAGAUGUAUCAUUGUAUACACAAAUUCCAGAAAAAAUUAAAAGUUAUAUACCAUACUGUUAUACGGGCAGAAUGAUAUCAGAAUGUGCUUCAAAUUGGACUGAUGACAACAUAAGGAUCAAGUGUUUAGCGUACAUGGCUCUUGCGAGAAUAAAAAUUAAUGGUAGCUCUUCUAUUGUGUAUUAUCGAAAUCCUCACUGCGCCAUUUGCAAUUAUCAGACCAUUGAUGACAUGGUUUGCAACUCAGGCUUCGAUGAUAAUAACGUGGUUAAUGACUUCUUUUAUGCAUCUUUCUCUGUUCGUGACAAAAAAAAGCAAAUUUCAUGAUGUUGUGAUGUAUGAUUACUUAGUUGGAGAAUUUAGAACUGUACAAAGGACAAAAAAGGAAAACGCAAAUUAAAUUUGGCCAGAAAAUUAUUCAUGACACAUUAAUGACAGAAGUUUUCCCUUACAAAUUAAGUUUGGAAUCCCAGGUCUACAACAAACAUCAAAAAUAUUUGUGUGAGUUUUUUAACAUCGUAGCAGAAACGUUAUAACUUAUAAAAAGUUUGAAUUUACCAGUUGGCAACUACAGCUGAUAAUUACACAUAAUCAUUGAAUAUUCUUGAACGGCAUCUAUUGCCCUGUACAUUUAUUACAUUUGUCGAAAUUUUAUUACCUUACUGACAGAAACUCCAUAACACAAUAAGUGCAGAAGUUUAUUACACAUAUUAUAUUGCAAGUAAUGAUCACAGCAAUAUACCGAGUCAUUAAAUUAGUUCUUAUGCAAAACUAGUAGGAAAAUGAGACUCAUUAUAAAAUUCCAAGAACUUGAGUUGUUAAAUAAUCAAACUACUUUUAUAAAUGUAAAAAAUCAUCUUGUAUACUGUUAACAUCGUUUUGAAAUUAAAAAUGCUAUAAUUUC
Messenger RNA from Parasteatoda tepidariorum (common house spider), 1973 nucleotides. RefSeq lists its product as uncharacterized. NCBI's taxonomy places the organism in Eukaryota, Metazoa, Arthropoda, Arachnida, Araneae, Theridiidae. The record is from RefSeq and is a predicted model, not a curated record.